GUAUAUAUUAUUAUGUAUUGCACAUAUUAAAUAUUAACGUGUUUACAUCGCGGAGACAAAACGGUUGUCUUUCUCUUUAAGAUAAUAAUAAUAUAAUAUAUUUUAUUUUUCCGCUGCCCACGUCUUCGUCGGUCCUCCUCGUCGAGUGCACACCACACACGCAUCACUGCAGCAGAGCUGUCGUUCGGCCGACCGACGGACGACUCUCGCGAGUUCGGUAGCUUGCAAAAAGUGGGCCGAAUACGUUCGUCUCCGAGUACGAUACACAGAUAAGUGCGCACGAUUGCAAUACAAUAUAUUUAAUACAUUAUAAUAUUUUUGUAAUUCGAUGUUGUAAUUCUGAUAUUAUUUAUUUAUUAAAACUACUAUAAAAUGUAAAAAAAAUAUUUUCAAAUACCUCAGCAGUUAUGUGGUUGUUGCGUUGAGUGAUCUUCAAUAAUCACCUGGCAUAUCUGUCGACCUACGGAUGAAAACGCUCGCGAGUUCGAUAGUUUGAAAGCGGGCUGAGUGUACGUGCGAGUUAUACACUGAUAGGUGCUCACGAUUGCAGUACAAUAAUAUUAUACUUUUUGGGACAUUUUCCCGUGAUUUUAUUCGCUGUUUGCUGAAGUAAGACAGUGGCGUGUUUUGCAUAGAAUUAUACAAAGCUUUGCCACACGUUUAUGUGGCAUUUCGAGAGGAUACCAUCGCAUCAGAAACACCGUUGAUUAUUGCAUUUUGAAAAAACAAUAGCUGAAGUCUCCAUUUUGAAGUCGAGCGCAACAUCAAAAUAUUGUCCAGACCAGAUUUCAAUAUUUUAGAGUUUUCUACAAUUUGAUGGGUUACGUAAUGCUCAGUACGUUUCGACAGCGUUCUCGGUGAUGAGGUGCGUGGUGGGGAAUUCUAUAGUAAAGUGUUCAUCGGCACGAUGGUGGACAUCAACCGAGAUAAUAACAAUGCCGUCGCUGGCAAAGGCAUACUGAAACGUCGAAUUUUCGUCCGGAACGAUAGGUCACCCCAACAGUCAACCGCGGCGGUGGCCAAACCACUUCAAGACGGCGGCUGCUGUCUGGCGGACACUUGCAAACGGUGCGUAACGUUCGACGAAACGAUCACGAUAAAGAACGACAAAGACUUAGUGGUCAAGAAGCCGCUAAAGCUGGAACUAGUCAUCGACAACUGGAAGUCGAAUGUAGCGAAAACGCCACCCGAAACGAUUCAGCCCGAUCCCGGGAUCGUCAGACGUCUAGUCGACGAGUUCAACACUAUUGAAGAAAAAGCCAUAGCAGUAAAGUUAACUGCUGACGGAAAACCGUCUUUACACGGUCGUUCGCAAAGUUCCGGCAAGGUAACCGAUCUUAUAAAUAUGUUCAAUUCGAAAUCAACCAAAGGCAAAACUGAAGAGCUCGAAAUGAAAUUCAUCGAUUUUUGACAGUAUUAAAUCCCUACUACAAUAUAAAUAUAAUUUUAAAAACUUCGUUGGAGUCGACUCCCCCCUUACCCUACCGGCACGACUGAAAUUUGGAAUUUUAUUCUGUAUGAGUACGAUAUUUUUGGAAUUUUACUUUUGUUCGUUUUAAAGUAUUGUAACAACCUCCCUCAAAACCAUAUAAUAAUUAUAUUAUCAGUUAAUAUACAAACAUUUCAUGCAUAUUAAUAAUUGUCAGGGAUAGUUCAAAUUGUUAAGAAUAAUAACGGCUGUUCAUUAUUUACCAAAUUAUAUUAAUAUUACACCUAAUUUCAUAAUGUACAACAAUUUUCUUUUAAAACAUG
Messenger RNA from Metopolophium dirhodum (rose-grain aphid), 1752 nucleotides. RefSeq lists its product as uncharacterized. The record is from RefSeq and is a predicted model, not a curated record. The transcript has 4 exons. Lineage: Eukaryota; Metazoa; Arthropoda; Insecta; Hemiptera; Aphididae. The coding region runs from base 908 to 1411 and encodes 167 amino acids.